UUCUAAUCUCAAACUUAGAUCUUGUUCUCUCCUUUUUGCCACUCCCUGCAUUACAUCUCAGUACACAAUGUUGCGUUCAUGGCUUAAGGCUUCUGUGUUGAAUGCUGUUCAACCUCCUCUAGUCUAGUCCUCUAAACGAACGCAAUCAGGUUUUGAUUUUCUCCUCCAGCGGGUUCCGAUUGUAUGGCACCGAUCGCGAAAAAUUAACCAUUGUGAAUGCUGUUAUCAAUGCUUUUACCCGGUUGUACCUUGCGAUCAGCCUAUUGUGCGUUCUUCUAUUAACCGCCUAUCUCCGUCUUCUAUCCUAUUGGUACGGUUAACGACAUCCGCUACUCGCAAAGAUAUCUUCUCAUAUCUCCGUCUGCUAUCCUUUGGGAUCUGUUUCUUCGUACCACGCCCAUCCAUCAGAAUUUGGGCGACAUCAAACCACAGUUCAUCUUACGCAGCGAACUUCAUCUGCGAUAACCUUCUCACCAACUAAUCCAGGUUUAUUUUCUAGGUUUUCUUGAUUAAUUAAAAAGUAAACAAUUCAGAAUUAAGUAAAGAAUUAAUCGUUUAUGCUUGAUUGGUUUUCCUAUUUUAACCUUUUUUUGAGCUUAAAACAAAUGAAGGGUUAGGAAAUUGGAUUAUGUUUCCCAAGGCCAUGUUUGGUUAGAGGGUUUGUGAGGGAAUGAUAACCUUUUUUUUGAGGAAACAUGUCUAUAAACACAAACUUGUAUCUCCUAUGUGAUUGAACAAAAUGUUAUAAUAUAAAAGUUAAAAAACAAAAAGUUUUGAAAAAUUAAAAAAUUAAAAAAUUUCAAAAUUUAAAGAAAAAAAUUUUAAAAUUAAAAAAUUAAAAAAUUAAAAAAUUAAAAAAUUAAAAUUUUAAAAAUUAAAAAUAAAAAUAUUUAAUAAAUAAAUAUAAAAAAUUAAAAAUUCCACACUGAAAAAUGAAAAAUUAUAAAAUUUAAAAAGUAAAAAAUCAAAUAAAAUAAAAUUAUGACUCAUGACCACAUGAGUAAUAUUCACAAUAGUUAGACAUGUAUCUAUUUUUUUAAGUAAGCUAUCAAAUAAAAGUAAAUUGUGAAAAUAUUUUCAUUAAACCUUCCCUCCUAUUUCCUCCAACCAAACACAAUUUUUUAUAAAAAUCCUUCCUUCCCCUUCUCUUCCCUCCUUGACUCUCCCCUUCCCCCUCCUUUCAACAAAACAAGGCCUUAGAGUCUCCCGUUUGUUGGUUUCCCAUGUUUUUGGUACAAGUGAAUUUUCUUUUUAGACAUCAGUUUUCCUCCUAUUUUGCUAAUCGUAUACUAAAUUCAAACUGCAUUUUUUCAAAAUUUCCAAAGUAUAACUAAUUGUGAUAUAGGUGCUAUGCUUCUCUUAUUGAUUCCCGAUGCUUGAAACGAAUAUAGAGUCCCGUAACAGGGAAAACUUUAGAUUUUACAGGUCAAAAACCAACGCAAGAGAUGAAAUUGUAGUAACACUUAGAGUCCUGAUUAAUACACAUGGUUCUUCUUACCUGUCGAGGUUUGAAUCAAAACCAGUGACAUGGUAACCAACAAACACACAUUUAUUGACUUCAACAAAUGUAAGAGGCUGUUUGAGGAUCCACGGAAGGAAUAACAUAAGCCCAUGAAGGGAAGAAUCGGAGGUCCUUUUAUUGUAGAAUACCGGUAGCCGAUAAAUUGUUUUCGGAAUUUCAUACAUAUUAUUAAUUGAGGAAAGUGACGGUAGCUUUUUCAAAUAUUUCAUAAAUGCUAUUGUCCUUUCGGCGUUGUUUCAUAACAAACACUCGACCUCUCCAAUUCAGAGGCAGUCCCAUAUAUUGACGGCUUAAGUUUUCUCUACGUGUUUCCCCCUCACGGAGUAACUUAUUAAGAACCGUAGCUUCUAUCUUAUUUUUAACAAAGUAAUGGUUGAGCAUACCUAGAUAUACUAGAUCUAUAUCAUCAACAACAACGGAAGUCGGAGUAGAAUCAUACAAAUUGUUGUAUUUUUUAAUCGCUUGAGCUCCCGGUAAUUCAUUGUAUGGUCCACUCGGAGCAUGAGCACAAUUUCAAAUUGAUGCAUUCUUUUUGAAUCCGGCUGUGGAUGCGCUGAAUCUAAAUUUUCUAGUGACUUUCUUUUGUUUUCUUCAUUGAUUUUGUCCUCUUCCACAAGUUGAUCUUCUAUAAACUGAUCUUCUAGAAACUGAUCUUCCACAUAUUGAUCUUUUGCAUAUUGAUUUUGAGUAAAUUUUGCUGCACCAGAACAAUAUUAUCUCCCUGCCGAUUCCAAGAAUAGAACGGUAUUGCAUCACAUUAUGAUAUCAAGGAAUAAUCGACAAUUCGAAAUAGUGUUGUGUUUCUGUUUUACUUUCAUCUUGAAAUGGUUGGCCAAACCCUAAAGACUAGUGGAAUCAAUAUCUCUCUUUCCUUUUUUAAAACCACAUCUACGCAAUGAUGAACAUGUGUCAACUACUUGCAAUGCUCCCGGGAAUUUAGCCACACCUACUUCACCUGAUACAGUAUCCUUGAUCUUGAAUUCCAUUUUUGAUGCCUCAAAUUUAUACUCGAGCAACGACAAAUCACAGUUAAUUAUAUUAUGACCAACCCACACUUUGGAAUGUAGAUAUUCGAAGAGCACCACAACUAUCUAUGUGAUUGGUUUAGCUUGAACUUUAUAAUCUUUGUUUUUUAAAAGACGUUUCAAAACAUCUUCCCCACUGCGAGGUUUAAUGUACCAACGGCAGUUUCCACGCUCUUCCAAUGUAUGAGGACAAACGAUGACAAUCCCAACUUCCAAAAGCGUUGGUUUCCCUCCAACUCUUUUAGAAGAUUUGAAUUCAAGCUAAACCCUCCACCAACAUUUCAUAGAUUGUGAAUUCAAAUCUUCUAAAAGAGUUGGAGGGAAGUCAACACUUCUGGAAGUUGGUAUUGUCAUUGUUUGUCCCCGUACAUUGGAAGAGUGUGAAAACUGCCGCUGGUACAUUAAACCUCCCCGUAGGGAAGAUGUUACGAAACACCUUUUAAAAAACAAAGAUUAUAAAGUUCAAGCUAAACCCUUCACAGAUAUAGCUCUGGAACUCUUCGAGUAUCUACAUUCCAAAGUGUGGGUUGGUGAUAAUAUAAUUAAGUGUGAUUUGCCGUUGCUCGAGUAUACAUUUGAGACAUAAAAAAUGGAAUCCAAGGUCAAGGAUAAUGUAUCAGGUGAAGUAGGUGUGGUUGAAUUCCCGAGAGCAUUGCGAGUAGUUGACACAUGUUCAUCAUUCCGUAGAUGUGGUUUUGAAAAAGGAAAGAGAGAUAUUGAUUCCACUAGUCUUCAGGGUUUGGCCAACCAUUUCAAGAUGAAAGUAAAACAGAAACACGACACUAUUUCAGAUUAUCGAUUACUCCUUGAUAUCAUAAUGCGGUGCAGUACCGUUGUAUUUUUGGAAUCGGCAGAGAGACAUUACUGUUCUGGUGCAGCGAAGUAUACUCAAAAUCAAUAUGUGGAAUAUCAACUUGUGGAAGAGGACGAAAUCAAUGAAGAUAACAAAAGAAAGUCACUAAUGAAGUUAGAUUAAGCGCAUCCACAACCGGAUUCAAAAAGAAUGCGUCAGUUUGAAAUUGUGCCCAUGUUCCGAGUGGAUCCAUACGAUGAAUUAUCGGGGGCUCAAGUGAUUAAAAAAUACAACAAUUGGUAUGAUUCUGCUCCGACUUCCGUUGUUGUUAAGGAUAUAGAUCUAGUAUAUCUAGGUAUGCUUAAUGAUAGGAAUCUGGGUUUAGUAGGCUAUUAAUAAGAAAUAAUAAUAGUAAAGGUAAAGAUACUUUUAGUAGUAUUAAUAGAAGGGAGGGGGGUAUUAGUAAUAUCUGUCAUAUCCCUGUGGAUAAUAGCUAUAAAUAGAAGGGGGAAUAGCUAAUUGAGGCAGGUUGUUUUUUUGUUGGAUGUCAGAACUUUGGAGAUUGGGCCUCUCGAAUUCACCCCUGAGCAUUGUAUCCUUCGUGAACUGUUCGGUUAGCUAAUAAAGUUUUCCUAUCAUCUCUCUUACCCUUUUCACUAUGAACUUCUGGUGGUAUUGACCUUGUCUAUCAAUGGUAUCAGAGCACUCGCUCCUGGAGUCUUAAUUAUCGCGGAAGAGGAGAGUUUAUGAUUUGCGAUGCUGAGAUACGAACGAACGAAGAUUGUCGCUGAGCAGAGCAGAGAACCGCGACGGUCAUAACUGGACGCCUUUGGUUCGAACCUGGAGGUGCGCUCGAACCUGGAGAAGCGUUCGAACAUGAAGAGGAAAUCUGCGAUGGAGAACAUCGCUGCAUCCUUGGCAGCGAUAACGAACAGUUUCAAACCAGAGGAAGAUCGCACACUUCUAAACAUCUACGAACAAAGGAAUCUGAGAGUCUAGCUGCGUCGGAAGGUAAUUCUAUCACUCUAGCACUAGUAAGGGACGCUAUAGCAGUAGAAGAGAUAUCCGUACAAGAAUAAAGGUUGAACUACCGUUGUUUGACGGGGAUGAUGCAGACAGUUGGAUUGUGAGGAUGGAAGAAUAUUUCCGUCUCAAGGCUACUGGGGAGAAAAAUAAAGUUGAAGUCGCAGCAGAGGCUAUGGAGGAUGAUGCGUUUUACUGGUUUCAAGGGUGGGAAUUUCGAACGCGAGGAAAGAGUUGGGAAGUUCUGAAGGAGGACAUAAAUCGGUGUUUCCAACAACGCAGUCAGAAGUCAGAGGACCAGGAGUCGCGAUCGUCAAGGAAUUCUCACAGUUCGCAAUCGCGAUUUUCUUCUUCGCAAUCACGAAUUUCAUCAUCGUCGCCAACAGCUCUUCCCGGUUCGCAAGCGUCUGGGCGAGCAGAUGUCCUUAGUUCACCGGCCCCGUCGCAUACAGCCUCUCAUAGGUCGCAGAGUUCGACGUUCACAUAUCAUUCCAGUUCGCAGGGGUUUCCGGAAGCAACUUCUCCUAAUCCAUCAGAUUUGCGGCAAACUGACACAUACGCUAGCAUAUUCUCCAGUUCGCAGUCGCCAGUUUCCUCCCUAUCAGAUUCGCUGAGUUCGCAGGUUUCCUCACCAGCAGGAUUUCACAGCUCAUCGUCGAUUGGAGUUUCUCACCUUGCGCCAGAUUCAUCAGCUUCCAAAACCUUCGAGUUGGUCUCAUCAGGGAAGGAAUCGCAGGGGACUACACCAACGACACUGAACAUAGAACUGAAGCCGGUUGCAGCAUCAGUUACAGAAUCAGACCCUGAAGAGGAUAUUAAUCAACCUACAGGAUUUUCAUCAGACACCAGGGAAGGUUUCACUGGACGUGGAUUGGAGGUUUUGAUGGAUAAGAUGUACUGCCAUUCAUCACAUAUUACUCGGAGAACACUGAACAAUUUGGAUAGCCUCAGAAUUGAUGGCUUUACUUCGAUGAUGUAUAAUCAAAAUGGUUUGAGGGGAGGAAUUACUAGGAAUUUUAAGGAGUAUGUUGAAUAUGUUACUGAAGUUGAGGCUGACGUGAAUUUGUUGCUUGUCAACGAUCUCAAUCUUAAUCUAUUACCAUACGCCAUUAUCUCUGGGGAAGAGGUUAGGGGUCUGCCUGCAGUUUGUCUAUCUGUUCCCGAGGAAAUGAUAGGUUUUCACUACCCAACUCAGAUGACUAUUGCUGUUAAAAGGAUCCAGGCACUCCAUAAAAGAGAUAUGGAAGAGAAAAAGGGUGUCAAUGAUCUCAGUCGUGGAAACUUCCUAGAGGCCAUAAUCAUUGGUGAAGAUGUGAGGAGAAUGCCAGCAGUUCAUGUCCCUGUGCAGAAUAGAGGGGUAUGUUUUGACUACAGGUUUCAUAUGGAAAUUGCUGCUCAUCAACUCAAGAUACUCAGGAAAAGACGUGAGGAUUGGCAUUUGAGUGACACACUUACUAAUAGCAGAUGGAUGGGGAAGUGUGUCAUUGAUGCUGAAGAUCACGAUCAAACUCUUAUGGGUGAAGGAGUUUUAUUAUUAUUCCAGGGUGUUUUACCAAAGCAAGGUGUUAUGAAGGAACUACAUAAUAGUGCAAUAAAAAAAUCAGUUUUCAAUCACUCAGAGGUCAAGGCAGGGAUGACAAUAAUGGGCUGCAAUUUGAUACUUUCGGUAAAUUGGGACUCCUCAGAUUCUGGGCUAAGAGGGGAUGAUGAAUUAGAUCUUUGCAAUGUUGACAGAAAAUUUCACGCAAUAAAGGAGUUGGAUGCUGCUAUCUAUUUUAAGAAUCAUGGUGGUGUUUUCAGACCUAUUUCAGACUACCUGAUGUGUAGAAUAAGUGUGGAUCCGGACCCUACUAUUCAGGCUGCUGUUAACGGACUGGAAGCUGAAGCAAAAUGUCAACCUUACAAAAUGGUCUUAUGCUCCAAUGAUCCAGAAGAGAACUGUUCUGUAGAGAAAUACAUUCAAAUCAGGGAAAAGAUAAAUGGGAAGCAAGGCUGGAAAAUGGCCAGUUCUCUUUCUGGUGAAGGGAAGGCUUACCAGCAACAAAAAACAUUCUGGAAACUUUACAUGAUAGGAAAAGACUGGAAAGAGGAAGAAGUUGAAAGGUACGGAGAGAAAUUUGCAUCCAGUGCAGUAUUAGUUUCAGAAGAGAAAAACAAUGAGGAGCUGCAGAAAAGUACAGAAACAUUUGCUGCUGUUGAGUGUUUGAAAGUUACUGAAGUGAAUGAAACUUCACUAAAGAUCUCUUCUGCCAUUGAAAGGUCUAUGAUUUUAAAAGAUCUAGUAUUGAAGUCCCUACUAGUCCAUCAACCAGUCAAGUAUUGGGAAGGGAGAGGUGCAAGAAUGAAGUGCAAGUGGAAGAUCAUGGCCGAUUCCUAUCACCCACCUUGAGGACAAGGUGGUUAUUUAGGGGGGGAGUAUUGAUAGGAAUCUGGGUUUAGUAGGCUAUUAAUAAGAAAUAAUAAUAAUAAUAAUAAUAAUAGUAAAGGUAAAGGUACUUGUAGUAGUAUUAAUAGAAGGGAGGGGGGUAUUAGUAAUAUCUGGCAUAUCUCUGUGGAUAAUAGCUAUAAAUAGAAGGGGGGAAUAGCUAAUUGAGGCAGGCUAUUAUUUUGUUGGAUGUCAGAACUUUGGAGAUUGGGCCUCUCGAAUUCGCCCCUGAGCAUUGUAUCCUUCUUGAACUGUUCGGUUAGCUAAUAACGUUUUCCUAUCAUCUCUCUUACCCUUUUCACUGUGAACUUCUGGUGGUAUUGACCUUGUCUAUCACUUAACCAUUACUUUGUUAAGAAUAAGAUAGAAGCUACGGUUCUUAAUAAGUUACUCCGUGAGGGGGAAACACGUAGAGAAAACUUAAGCCGCCAAUAUAUGGGUCUGUCUCUGAAUUGGAGAGGUCGAAUGUUUGUUAUGAAACAAGGACGAUAGCUUUUAUGAAAUAUUUGAAGAAACUACAAUCAUUUUCCUCGAUUAAUAAUAUGAGGAAAAUACUUCCGAUCACAAUUUAUCGGCUACCGGUAUUCUACAAUAAAAUGACCUCUGAUUCUUCCCUUCAUGGGCUUAUGCUAUUCCUUCCGUGUAUCCUAAAACGGCCUCUUACAUUUGUUGAAGUCAAUAAAUGAGUGUUUGUUAGUUACCAUGUCACUGGUUUUGAUUCAAACCUCGACAGGUAAGAAGAACCAUGUGUAUUAAUCAAGACUCUAAUUGUUACUGCAAUUUCAUCUCUUACUGCAAUUGUUACUGCAAUUUCAAGACUCUAAUUAUGGGCUGUUCAAACAGUUCUUGUUAAUGAUUUUGGUGAACCAGAUGGCUUCUUCACUCUUCUCAUUUAUUGCAGCGAUGGAUGGGAGUCGCAAAUACAUUUUUUGGAUCCUUUGCUUGUGUUGUUUGCUUUGGGUGGCAUUAUUUCGUUUCUAGAUUCAGGGCUGUUGGUCUUUAUCAUUGAUGUAUGAAUGCAGUUCUUGCCAAUGAGUGUAAUGGAAAGAAGAGCUGGAGACAUGCAAGCACAUGCAUCUCCAAUAUCACAGUGGGGUUGACAGGCUGGAUAGAUCUUCCGUCCAUUGAAGUGGGAUAUGAGGAUCUAAAUCGAAGUGGGAUAUGGGCAUCUAAAUGUGUGGAGAUGCUUAUGCAGUCAGCAGAGCUUUGACUUCAUCAUCUUCACUAUCAAUUUCAAUGAGGUUUACUGAACGCCCUUCACGUCAGCAAAAGCAAGAAGCAGAGGAUCACUAUUAUGAUGAUGUUAGUGGAAUAAUCAAACCAUGCUGGGACAUCCUUGCUCGCUUUUGCUAGCGUUGGCUGGAAAGCUUGAUAAAGAUUUAAGGGUGGGAGGAAGUGUAACAUAAAAUGGGCAUGACCUGAACGAAUUCGUGCCUCAGAACAGCUGCUUACAUUAGUCAACUCGAUUUGCACAUCAGAGAAAUGACUGUUCGAGAGACCCUAGAAUUUUUGGCGAGAUGCCAGGGCGUGAUGUCUCUUUAUGGUUCAUAAUUAAUUUAUAACAGAAAUGUUAGCGGAGUUGUCAAGAAGUUAGAAUGCAACAAAUAUCAAGCCUGAUCCAGAUAUUGACGUAUACAUGAAGAUAAGUGGGACUGGAAGAAUGUGUGGACACAAAUGAUAAGAGGUAUAUCAGGUGGGCAGAAAAAUUGUGUGACCAUAGGUGAAAUGAUGGUCGGACAGGCAAAAGGUCUUUUCAUGGAUGAAAUCUCAACAUGCACAUUCUCAAGAGCACUGUUGUCAUUUAUAAUCUCUUCGAUGAUAUCAUUCUGUUGUCGGAUGGGUAUGUUAUUUACAAUGGGCCUCACGAUGACAUUGAAUUUCUUUGAGUCCAUGGGAUUAGAUGCCUCAAAAGAAAAUGCAUAGCAGAUUUCUUGGAAGAAGUGACUACCAAGAAAAAUCAACAGCAAUAUGCUGCAAUGAGCCUUAUAGGUAUGUGAAGGCUAAGGAAUUUGCCGAGGCAUACCAAUCUUUCCAUGUCGGGAGGAAAAUGGCGCAUGGAAUUUCGGUCCAAUCCAAUAUAACUAAAAGUCACUCUGCCGCUUUAUCAAAUGACAAAUUUGGUAUAGGAAAGAAGCAGCUCUUGAAGGUUUGCAAAGAGAGAGAAUAUAUGCUAAUGCAUAGAAACUCAUUUGCUUACAUCUUCAAGAUCAUUCAGGCUGUUCAAACAGUUCUUGUUAAAGCUUUUGGUGAACCAGAUGGUUCUUCACUCUUCCAAAUUUAUUGCAGCAAUGGGUAGGACUAUGGGAGUCACAAAUACAUUUGGACCCUUUGCUUUUGUCGUUUUCUUUGGGUGGCUUCGUGCUCUCUCGAGAUGAGUAGUGAAACACUGGUGGAGUGGUGGAUUUUGGGGCUACUGCUCUUCCCCAUUGAUGUAUGCAAUGAAUGCAGUUCUUGUCAAUGAGUUUAAUGGAAAGAGCUGGACACAUGUAAAAUCACAAAUAUCUCCAAUACCACAGUGGGGAUUUCCAAACACACACACACACAUAUGUAUGACUGAGCUACAUUCUUUUUUGUAUUUUUUUCUAUUUAAAAUUUCAAUAGGUUGCCCGAAUGGAACUAAACCACUUGGAGAUGAAGUGGUGAAAUCAAGAGGAUUCUUCCCAGUUUCCAGAUGGUAUUAGAUAGGUCUUGAGGCACUUUUUGGGUUCACAUUAGAAUUUUGCAUUACUUUAACUAUAAAUGUGCAGUUUUGUGAAUGAUAUAGUGCAUCAUUUUGGAGUGUUCUCAUUUCUCACGUUAAGGAGUGUUCUCACCGGAACCGCA
Cuscuta europaea is the source of this 9611-nucleotide messenger RNA. Lineage: Eukaryota; Viridiplantae; Streptophyta; Magnoliopsida; Solanales; Convolvulaceae. The record is from the annotation of a GenBank genome assembly.